Molecule: messenger RNA, 6546 nt
Organism: Heterocephalus glaber (naked mole-rat)
Lineage: Eukaryota; Metazoa; Chordata; Mammalia; Rodentia; Bathyergidae
Gene: Cyfip2
Product: cytoplasmic FMR1 interacting protein 2
Biological process (GO): regulation of actin filament polymerization
Molecular function (GO): small GTPase binding
Source: RefSeq, a predicted model, not a curated record
CCGAGCGCGGCAGAGGAGUCGAGCGCAGUGCCGCGCGCACAGCAUCCUGCGCCUCGGCGCGGGGCCCUGCGGUAGCCUCGGCCCCUCCCGUGGCCCUGCUGCAGACCCAGUGCAGAACCCAGAAACUGCAGCCAUGACCACUCACGUGACCCUGGAAGAUGCCCUGUCUAACGUGGACCUGCUGGAGGAGCUGCCGCUCCCUGACCAGCAGCCAUGCAUCGAGCCUCCACCAUCCUCCAUCAUGUACCAGGCUAACUUUGACACGAACUUCGAGGACAGGAAUGCGUUUGUCACGGGCAUUGCACGGUACAUCGAGCAGGCGACCGUCCACUCCAGCAUGAAUGAGAUGCUGGAAGAGGGACAUGAGUAUGCCGUCAUGCUGUACACCUGGCGCAGCUGCUCCCGGGCCAUUCCCCAGGUGAAAUGCAACGAGCAGCCCAACCGAGUGGAGAUCUAUGAGAAGACUGUGGAGGUGCUGGAGCCUGAGGUCACCAAGCUCAUGAAGUUCAUGUACUUCCAGCGUAAGGCCAUCGAGAGGUUCUGCAGUGAGGUGAAGCGGCUGUGCCAUGCCGAGCGGCGGAAGGACUUCGUCUCAGAGGCCUACCUCCUGACGCUGGGCAAGUUCAUCAACAUGUUCGCCGUCUUGGACGAGCUGAAGAAUAUGAAGUGCAGUGUCAAGAACGACCACUCUGCCUACAAGAGGGCAGCCCAGUUCCUCCGGAAGAUGGCAGACCCCCAGUCCAUCCAGGAGUCACAGAACCUUUCCAUGUUCCUGGCCAACCACAACCGGAUCACCCAGUGUCUCCACCAGCAACUGGAAGUGAUCCCAGGCUAUGAGGAGCUGCUGGCUGACAUCGUCAACAUCUGCGUGGAUUACUACGAGAACAAGAUGUACUUGACCCCCAGUGAGAAACACAUGCUCCUCAAGGUGAUGGGCUUUGGCCUCUACCUGAUGGAUGGAAAUGUCAGUAACAUUUACAAACUGGAUGCCAAGAAGAGAAUCAACCUUAGCAAAAUUGAUAAAUUCUUUAAGCAGCUGCAGGUGGUGCCUCUUUUCGGCGACAUGCAGAUAGAGCUGGCCAGAUACAUUAAGACCAGUGCUCACUAUGAAGAGAACAAGUCCAAGUGGACGUGCACACAGAGCAGCAUCAGCCCCCAGUACAACAUCUGCGAGCAGAUGGUUCAGAUCCGGGACGACCACAUCCGCUUCAUCUCCGAGCUUGCUCGCUACAGCAACAGUGAGGUGGUGACGGGGUCCGGACUGGACAGCCAGAAGUCGGAUGAGGAGUACCGUGAGCUGUUUGACCUGGCACUUCGGGGCCUGCAGCUCCUGUCCAAGUGGAGUGCCCAUGUCAUGGAGGUGUAUUCUUGGAAGCUGGUUCACCCCACAGACAAGUUCUGCAACAAGGACUGUCCUGGCACGGCAGAGGAGUAUGAGCGAGCUACACGCUACAACUACACCAGCGAAGAGAAGUUUGCCUUCGUGGAGGUGAUUGCCAUGAUCAAGGGCCUGCAGGUGCUCAUGGGCAGGAUGGAGAGCGUCUUCAACCAAGCCAUCCGGAAUACCAUCUACGCAGCCCUGCAGGACUUUGCCCAGGUGACCCUACGUGAGCCCCUGAGGCAGGCAGUGCGCAAGAAGAAGAACGUCCUCAUCAGUGUCCUGCAGGCCAUUCGGAAGACCAUCUGUGACUGGGAGGGGGGCCGGGAGCCCCCCAAUGACCCGUGCCUGAGAGGGGAGAAGGACCCCAAAGGUGGCUUUGACAUCAAGGUGCCCCGGCGUGCCGUGGGUCCAUCCAGCACACAGGCCUGCCAGUGGUCCCCGAGGGCUUUGUUUCACCCCACUGGUGGCACACAGGGCCGAAGAGGCUGCCGAUCCCUGCUCUACAUGGUGCGCACCAUGCUUGAAUCACUCAUCGCAGACAAAAGUGGCUCCAAGAAGACCCUGAGAAGCAGCCUGGAUGGACCCAUCGUCCUUGCCAUCGAGGACUUCCACAAGCAAUCUUUCUUCUUCACGCAUCUGCUCAACAUCAGUGAAGCCCUGCAGCAGUGUUGCGAUCUCUCUCAGCUCUGGUUCCGAGAAUUCUUCCUGGAGUUAACUAUGGGCCGUCGAAUCCAGUUUCCCAUUGAGAUGUCCAUGCCCUGGAUUCUAACAGACCAUAUCCUGGAAACCAAAGAGCCUUCCAUGAUGGAGUACGUCCUCUACCCCUUGGAUCUGUACAACGACAGCGCCUACUACGCUCUCACCAAGUUUAAGAAGCAGUUCCUGUAUGAUGAGAUCGAAGCUGAGGUGAACCUGUGUUUUGAUCAGUUUGUCUACAAGCUGGCGGACCAGAUCUUCGCUUACUACAAAGCUAUGGCCGGCAGUGUCCUGUUGGAUAAACGUUUUCGAGCCGAAUGUAAGAAUUACGGAGUCAUCAUUCCAUACCCACCAUCCAACCGCUAUGAAACACUGCUGAAGCAGAGGCAUGUCCAGCUGCUGGGUAGAUCCAUUGACUUGAACAGACUCAUUACCCAGCGCAUCUCGGCUGCCAUGUAUAAAUCCCUGGACCAGGCCAUCAGCCGCUUUGAGAGUGAAGACCUGACUUCCAUUGUGGAGCUUGAGUGGCUGCUGGAGAUCAACCGGCUCACACACCGGCUGCUCUGUAAGCACAUGACACUGGACAGCUUCGACGCCAUGUUCCGGGAAGCCAAUCACAAUGUGUCAGCCCCCUAUGGCCGCAUCACCCUGCAUGUCUUCUGGGAGCUGAACUUUGACUUCCUCCCCAACUACUGCUACAAUGGCUCCACAAACCGUUUUGUCCGAACUGCCAUUCCUUUCACCCAAGAACCACAACGAGAUAAACCUGCCAACGUCCAGCCUUAUUAUCUGUAUGGCUCCAAGCCUCUCAACAUCGCCUACAGUCACAUCUACAGCUCCUACAGGAACUUCGUGGGACCCCCACACUUCAAGACUAUCUGCAGACUUCUGGGUUAUCAGGGCAUUGCUGUGGUCAUGGAGGAACUACUGAAAAUUGUCAAGAGCUUGCUCCAGGGAACCAUUCUGCAGUACGUGAAAACACUGAUAGAGGUGAUGCCCAAGAUCUGUCGCUUGCCCCGGCAUGAGUACGGCUCCCCAGGGAUCCUGGAAUUCUUCCACCACCAGCUGAAGGACAUCAUCGAAUACGCAGAACUCAAAACAGAUGUGUUCCAGAGCCUGCGGGAGGUGGGCAAUGCCAUCCUCUUCUGCCUCCUCAUAGAGCAAGCUUUGUCUCAGGAGGAAGUGUGUGAUCUGCUCCAUGCUGCACCCUUCCAAAACAUCCUGCCUCGAGUCUACAUCAAAGAGGGGGAGCGCCUGGAAGUCCGGAUGAAGCGCCUUGAAGCCAAGUACGCCCCGCUGCACCUGGUGCCCCUGAUAGAGCGACUGGGAACCCCUCAGCAAAUCGCCAUCGCUCGGGAAGGUGACCUGCUGACCAAGGAGCGGCUGUGCUGUGGCCUGUCCAUGUUUGAGGUCAUCCUGACCCGCAUCCGGAGCUACCUGCAGGACCCCAUCUGGCGGGGCCCGCCGCCCACCAACGGCGUCAUGCACGUGGACGAGUGUGUGGAGUUCCACCGGCUGUGGAGCGCCAUGCAGUUCGUCUACUGCAUCCCUGUGGGCACCAACGAGUUCACAGCUGAGCAGUGUUUCGGCGAUGGUUUGAACUGGGCUGGCUGUUCCAUCAUUGUUCUGUUGGGCCAGCAGCGUCGCUUUGACCUGUUCGACUUCUGUUACCACCUGCUGAAAGUGCAGAGGCAGGACGGGAAGGACGAGAUUAUCAAGAACGUGCCCCUGAAGAAGAUGGCUGACCGGAUCAGGAAAUACCAGAUCUUGAACAAUGAGGUUUUUGCCAUUCUGAACAAAUACAUGAAAUCUGUGGAGACAGACAGUUCCACCGUGGAGCAUGUGCGCUGCUUCCAGCCACCCAUCCACCAGUCCCUGGCCACCACCUGCUAGGAAGAGGUCCCACGGACCCUCAACCUGGAGGUGGAGAACAAGAAAGAAAAAGCAACAGUCAGCCUGCAGCAGGUCCCACCAGACAGUGUGUGGGAUGGACCAGGAAGCAAAUAAGAACCUCCCCAAACACACCUGCACCACUCCCAAGGGCUGGGCUUGUGCAUGCUCUCCCAUGCCAUCUCCAUGGUGGUCUUUCCAUAGUGUAAAUGAAAACAAAAACAGGGCAGUAUGUGCUUCUUUUUUCUGUUUCUCUCAGCCAUAUUCAAAAGCUCCCAGUUUCACCCUUUCUCAUCCCACAGCUCCCCAUCCAUGGUUGCUUCCCAAGACCUCUUCUCAAGAUGCCAACCUCCCAUCCAAUGCCCACCCAUGACCCCAGGGGUGAAGUCCUAGACACUGAGAAAAGAGUGUGGCCAUGGCAGAGAUGUCAGCCUGGCCUCAUCUUGCUGGCUUCCGUUAUCUCCUGCUGUGGAUGAUAGAAAUAUCACCUCUACCACCAAGAGUAUGUGUGGACCAGAAACUGAGAGGCAUGGUGAACCAGGAAGCAAUUCCUGGUUCAGCAUGGCAAUAGGUGAUGUUGGCUCUGGUCUUCCUUAGGCUUCCCAUGAAUAACUCCCCAUCUCAGAACAUUCCUAGAGAAGUCAGAAAUGCUUUUACAGCUGUAUCCCACUGAAUGGAAUUGGGUUAGGAAGACAGUCAGGCCAGCUAUGUGGAAGCAGCGUCUGUGAACUCAGCCAGGAAUUCGACAGCCUCAAAUGGAAAGGUGUUGAACAAUCUCAUCAGCUUAAAUGCUUAGCCCUGGGCCACACAGGGCAAUGGACAUUGAGGGUGCAGCAUUGAACAAGGUGGUCAUGGAGCUCCCACAGCCUCGGCCAGCUCCCACAGCUUGGCACAGAAUCUCUCAAGGAACACUGCCACAGGAAAGAAAGUAUGGGGCUAUUUCAACAGGGCCGAAAACAUCUUGGGGACAAGGAGGUGAGGAGUAAAAAUACAGUGACUCAACUUUCAUUGUACAUUUUGCUCUCCGCUUCCUGUUCUUGUAAUGCUCAAGUUAGAUUUUGGGGUAUAGACUGGCUCACAGAGGUAUAUUUACUUCCAUUUGUUUCACUGAACCAAAAUUCCUCUGCAAAUCUCAGCUGCCAAAUGUGGUGAGAUCUUUAGGAAAAGUACCCUUCAAGAUGCUCAUCAGAGUGUAUCGUUUUCAAAGGAGUCUGUGGCCCUGAGCUUCAAAGAACAUGUUUGUUUUUUGGGUUUUUUUUUGGUAGCGGGGAUCGAACUCGGGUCCUUGCACUUGCACAGCAGGUGGUGAAACCACUGAGCUAAAUCCUCGGCCCGAACAUACUAAGUAGAAUAUUUAAUGCAUCUCGCCCAGGGAGGAAAGGAAAAGAGCAAAAAAAUGGAAAGAAUAGUAGUGACCACUCCCCUAGGAAAGAUGAAUUGUAACAGUUACCAUUAAACAGUUGGUUCGUACUUAACCAUAAGGGAUGAACAAAGGAAAUGUCCAGAAUUUUGUGAUACACUCAAGUAUGGCCCUAAGGCCACCUAAGUCAGAGCUUCUUGAGAUAAGCAUAUUUGUGUAUAGAUUUUUGGGCUCUACCUCAAACCUACUAGUUCUAAAUCUCUGGGAGUAGGGCUACAAAAAUCUGCAUUUUCCACAAGCUCUUCAAGUUAUUCUAUUGUGCAUCCAAAUUUGAGAACCAAUGCUAUAGAGAAGUCAUUCUGCUAACCUUGGGUCUUGAGCUACCUCUCAGCCAUGAAAGAAAAUAUUUGUAUUUUAGGAAGAUGGCUCAGAAUGGAAGCUGGCGGGUCCUCCUGCCUCACACUGCCACCACUUCUGAUUUUUUCUUCUGAAUGGCUGUGGAUGAAUCCCAAAGGUAGCAGAGAGAUUAUACCACAUGGCAAAAUGAUGCGAUAGAACAUGCCAUCAAAACCCACGUGAGAUCUCUAAGCUCCAGGACCUUCUGAAUCUCCAGUUCUGUCUGGAAACCAUAGCUGGCUCUCUUUCAGGUAGAUGACUAGCUUUUAAGUUCUGUAUUUCAUUCCAAAUCUUUGACCACUGCUUUGUAGAGAUGGGGACCAUCCAGUUAAUGAGCUGCUGUUUCAACAGUUCAUCCCUCCCACCAUGCAUUCCUGACCCCGAAGUUGACCCUCUGGGAAAAAUCACAUUAUCCUCAAGUGAUUUGAGCCCAGUAAAUUGAGGUUUUUCACUUUCAAGGGAGAUUUCCAUUUCCUCAGCUCAUCAGCAGCACUUAUUUAUGAAAACUGGACGAGUUUAAUUCUUCUCUAGUAUUGUUACUGACCCACUUUUGAUUUUUUAUGUCUAAGAAAAAAAGCUUAGAUUUUAAAAAUUUAAAAAUUCUGUUUGAGAAACUGUUAAUGUACCAUAUUUGUAUUAAGAGUUGUUGGGGAUUUUUGUACAAUGAAUUUACAUUUAUUUAUGGUGACAUAUUUACGCUUGUGAUCAAAUAAGGAUGUUAAAUUCUGCUAUGCAGCUGAAGAUAUUUUGAUUUGUAUUUUGGGGGAUACCUGUGUUGAGUUAAACAUUUUCAUCUCCAUUAAAACUGCUUCCAAACUAGUUA